Molecule: messenger RNA, 2205 nt
Organism: Coniophora puteana RWD-64-598 SS2
Lineage: Eukaryota; Fungi; Basidiomycota; Agaricomycetes; Boletales; Coniophoraceae
Exons: 5
Source: RefSeq, a predicted model, not a curated record
AUGAGCGAUGAUGAUUAUUUCUUCACACGUCUCAGGCAUGCACUCACUCCCCCUCCACCAGAGGAGAUUGGAGAGCAAGAGGAGGAGGAGGAGGUGGAGGAGGAGGUGGAGGAGGAGGAGGAGGAGGAGGCUGUACUGGAACCAGAGGAUGAGCAGCCCGUGCUCGAUGACAUUCUACACGUCCCUCUCGGUGAUGUAUUCGACUUCUCAGACGUGCACGAACAAGACUACUAUCAUGAUCAACUUCCCCAGGCCUUCGAAGAUCACUCCAUCAUUCGGAACGCGUAUAUACGCGUCUUUGUUCUCGUCGUUGUCCAUGGUGUCUCGCAUAGCGCAGCUCAAUGCACUCUCGAUGGAUUACGUCUCACUAUCACACAGGCUGCCAACAAGCACCCCGAAGACAAUUACCCAGGACUUAGCAACUUUGCUCGAACGGUGCCCACUGUCCUGAAACGUCUAGGCCUCUCGAUGGACCACUUCAUCAUAUACUUAACCGUGUGCGACGUGUGCUGGGCAGUACACCAUCCAUCUACCAUAUCAGACCUUCCCUCGCCUUCCUGCACGUCCGAAAACUGCACAGGCACUAUCUAUAAGGAAAAGCGACUUGCAAACAGUGACAUCAAAAGAACACCUGUAAAAAUCGUACCUUAUGUUCCCCUCGAGCGUGCCAUUCAGCGGUUCCUGCUCCGGCCUGGUAAAUGGGAGCAGCUGCAGCACUGGAGAGGUGGAGGAGACGAUGCGGGACCGGUUCCACCUAACUAUGAAUCUGGGUUUGACGCGUUUGACAACCCCUCAAAGCCCAUGACCGACAUUUACGACGGGUGGGGAUGGAGAGCUAUCCAGGCAGGACUAGAGAGGCGGAGGGGAGGAGAAUUCAGCAUUCACGAUGUAGACGUUCAAGAACUCGACCAGAGGUUCAUCUCAUUGCCCUGCGGACUAGUUCUCCAGUUCAACAUCGAUUGGUUCCAGUCCACCACACGCGACUGUCACUCCACCGGCGCGUUUUACGUUGUUAUUUGCAACAACCCCCGAUCCAUACGAUACGCUGCGGAAGAGACGAUUCUCGCCAUGGUUCUACCAGGUCCUCACGAGCCAAAUCUACAGCAACUUAACAACCUCAUGGAUGUAUUUGUCAACAGCGCUAUGAGACUUGGACAAGGUGUCGAAUUCAAGGUGUACGACCACAACGAGCUCGAACUGGUACAUACCCAUCUUUCCAUGAACUGCUCCGAUCUCCCAUCAAGCCGACGAACGAACGGUUAUCAAGGCCACGCGUCAAAACUGUUCAUGUGCCCACAAUGUUGUGCAACGUCCUUCUCCCUUGUACACCCUUCCUGCUUCGAUCCCACCCAAUUCGAACCCCGGGAGGACUGGCGACACAUCAAGUACGCCUUCCGUGCUCGCGACGCCAAUGAACACAAUGCUCAGGUGAUCCGGGAGCAUCGAGGAGUGUCAUGGACCCCCCUCAACUACCUCCCAGGGUGGAUGCCUGCAGGAAGUGCAGGCAUCGACUUCAUGCACUGUGUAUUCCUAACCAUGGUCAAACAUGUGACCAAGGUUAUCAUACACGGUCACGGACUGCUCAAUUCCACGCAGGAGACCAAUCCCAUCCAACGUCUUGAAAAGUUUUAUCACGACCUACAAUGGCCACCUGAAGUUACGAGACUCCCUCCUUCGGCAAGUUCGGUCAAAGCGGACCAGUGGAGGAAUCUAAUACAUGUCUUUUUCGUUGGUCUGUUUGUUGCCUGGGAGCAACACGGCGAGAUCCCCGAUGCCAAUGCCCCACCAUCUGCAGCUAACACAAAAAUUGCCAAAGCUCAAGCCAAGUACACGACAGCCACACGAACUCGGUUACAUCGAAACCUUCGACGACACUACGAUGCCCUACUUGAGUUCACUGUCGCUAUACGAAUACUCGCCACUCGUGAGAUCUCCCCUAUGGAUGUAAAACGAGGAUCUGCAGCACUUGCACGAGCGACGCAGACAUGGGCGUCAAUGCAUCUACCCCUCACACCUUAUUUUCACUUCGGACAGCACCUUGAAGAGCAGAUAUACAAGCAUGGACCCAUCUACGGCCACUGGACUUUCCCCUACGAACAGCUCAACGGCAAGCUCCUCCGAUUCAAGCACAAUCAUCACAAGGGUGGUGAAUUAGAAGGCACGCUGAUGCGUCGAUGGUGGGCUGUGACGUUCAACUAUGAAUUG